Molecule: messenger RNA, 1747 nt
Organism: Hemiscyllium ocellatum (epaulette shark)
Lineage: Eukaryota; Metazoa; Chordata; Chondrichthyes; Orectolobiformes; Hemiscylliidae
Gene: vps36
Product: vacuolar protein sorting 36 homolog
Exons: 14
Coding region: 40-1200 (386 amino acids)
Biological process (GO): protein transport to vacuole involved in ubiquitin-dependent protein catabolic process via the multivesicular body sorting pathway
Cellular component (GO): late endosome membrane; ESCRT II complex
Molecular function (GO): ubiquitin binding; phosphatidylinositol-3-phosphate binding
Source: RefSeq, a predicted model, not a curated record
CCAGGAAGUGAGCCGGUGUUUGUCGCUCCGGGGACGGUGAUGGACCGGUUCGUGUGGGCGAGUGGACUGUUGGAAAUUAACGAGACCCUGGUGAUACAGCAGCGCGGAGUUCGCUUGUAUGACGGUGACGACAAGACAAAAUUUGACUUGGGGACUGUUCUUCUUAGUACACACAGACUACUAUGGAGAGACCAUAAAAAGCAUGAUUGCUGCAUCGCAUUGCCUUUGUCACAGAUAAUUUUCUUUGAGGAACAGGCUGCUGGAAUAGGAAAAAGUGCCAAGAUAGUAGUUCACCUUCAACCAGUUACUCCCAACAAAGAGCCUGGUCCAUAUCAGAGUAGCAAGUACUCUUACAUCAAGCUGUCUUUCAAGGAACAUGGACAGAUUGAGUUUUAUAGACGAUUAUCAGAAGAAUUGUCUCAAAAGCGAUGGGAGCGAAUUUCAGUAUCUCAACCAAUGCAGUCACCCAGUAGAUCGCAAGCAGGAAAAGUGAAGGCUGUUGGAAUUGUGGGUAUUGAAAGGAAGUUGGAGGAAAAACGAAAGGAGACCGACAAAAACAUCUCUGAAGCUUUUGAAGAUCUCAGUCAGCUUAUGAAAAAGGCCAAAGAGAUGGUUGAUUUGUCAAAAUUAAUAGCAAACAAAAUCAAAGAUAAGCAAGGAGAUAUUUCUGAGGAUGAGACUAUCCGUUUCAAGUCCUAUUUGUUGAGCAUGGGCAUAGCUAAUCCAGUGACCAGAGAAACGCAUGGAUCUGGAACACAUUACCACAUGCAACUGGCUAAACAGCUGAUGGAAAUGUUGCAAGUACCAGUUGAGGAACAAGGUGGAAUGAUGGCACUGACGGAGGUUUAUUGCUUGACAAACCGAGCUCGAGGGAUGGAGCUUCUCUCACCGGAAGAUUUAGUGAAUGCUUGCAAAAUGUUUGAGGCCCUGAAUCUACCAAUGAGAUUACGUAUCUUUGAUAGUGGAGUGAUGGUAGUUCAGCUACAGUCACACAGUGAGGACGAAAUGAUUGCUUCAGCCGUGGAGACAGUAUCAGAAAAAGGUUUUGUUAGUUCUGAAGAGUAUGCUAAGCUUGUGGGAAUUUCCGUACUUCUGGCCAAAGAAAGGCUACUACUAGCAGAGAAAGUUGGCCACCUGUGUCGUGAUGACUCUGUUGAAAGCUUGCGAUUUUACCCAAAUUUGUUUCUGACGCAAGACUGAAAAUUCACCUGUGAAAAUCUGUUUGGUACUUUCUUUGGAACACUAUGACUAAGUUGCAUGUGAUGUAUCACAGAAUUACUGGAUGACCAUUAACUGCAGGAUGUUGUGCAUUAAAAUUCAGGCUUCACAACAAGUGUAUGGUAGAAAAAUUCCACCCAUGAUGAUGAAAACGAGAUCAGAACACCACUACAAGUGUGUACAGGGCUUAAGCAAAAGCCCUGGACUGAACUAUUUGAGUUGAAUAGAACUGAUUGAAUUAUUUUGUCACAUUGAACAACUGGUUUCCUUCUGGAUUUAAACCUGAUGAAAGCGCACUAAAGGAACUGAAUUAAAAUCUGUAGUCUAAAAUCUCCUCAACUUUGAAUUCUUAGCUUGAGAUAUAAUCAUUUUUGUCGAUGAUGUUGUUAUUAUAAUGGAACCUUUUUUCAGGUUCCAACAGUAACAUAUGUCAAGGAUUGCUUCAAUUUUAUUAUAUCAAAAAUCUACUGUGACAAUAUUUUUAGAUAUUUUUCAGUUCUCAAUCGUCACUAAAGUACUAUUUUGCCUU